Phaeodactylum tricornutum CCAP 1055/1 is the source of this 570-nucleotide messenger RNA. RefSeq lists its product with no specific name. Lineage: Eukaryota; Bacillariophyta; Bacillariophyceae; Surirellales; Neidiaceae. The coding region runs from base 1 to 570 and encodes 189 amino acids. The transcript has a single exon. The record is from RefSeq and is a predicted model, not a curated record.
AUGUCCCCGAACGAGACGAAUCGUACGGCCAAACGCCGUUUGGAUUUCGCGGAUGGACCGGACGCAUCCGCCGCUCCCAAACGCAAGCUACGGUCUUCGUCCCCGUCACCGGUAUCUUCUAAUACGGAUCCGUCCCAAACUCAGCUACGAUUCUCACCCCGGACCCAAAAGGCACGCCCGACGGCGACACCUACGCGUCGGACGCCGUCCCGGUCCGUCGUCACCCCCGAUGCGCCCAAGCCUCGGCCGGUAGCGGUGGAAUACGUUCCACGUUAUCUGCACCAAACGCUCGAUUAUCAACGACGCGGACAGAAGAAGGAUCUGCCCACGCACACCCGUACCGCCUUGGCGUUGAUUGAGCAGUAUUACGAGAUUCCCGCUAAUCUGGAACAAUCCAGAAAGUACGGUCCGUUGAGCGGAACCACGUACGAAGAACUCGUCCUGCAAGCCUACACGCUGGGCACACUGGCGGUCAAGAAGGAAGAUGGAGCAAUUGUCUCGGAAGUGGAUAUUUGUACCGAAUGUGCGGUACUCGGGCACCGACGCGGCGAAUGCCCCACGCUCCUGUAG